AACUCGCUAUGACGAGCUUAAUAUGUUCAGUAUUUUGUGCUCUUCUAUUGGGUUUAGCUAUUUCCUCAGUCGACACGGGUUACGCUCCAACAUGGGAUAAUUGCAACUGUUAUUGGGGCGCAUGGAAACCUUGGUCUACAUGCACAAAGUCUUGCGGAGGGGGGUAUCAACAAAGAAGUCGUAGUGUUUGGAAAGAUGAUGUCCCCGAAUGUGACGGAUUUGAAAAAUGCGCAUCUAACGACAUGGGUUGGGAUUACCAGGCAUGUAACACGCACUGUUUUAACACCGGAACGUUUAUGAAAACAUCUGAUUUGUACGGAAACUGUGUCUGCCCCACAGGGAUACAGGGUACUUGUUGCGAGCAAGUUGUAACUUGCGGGACACCGAGUACAAUCAGCCAUGGAACUGUGACGGGCACCAAUUACACGUACAACAACCAAAUUGAAUACACUUGUUCAAGCGGUUACAAUUUCACCGAUGUUUCACAGAGCGUGCGUACGUGUACAGCUCAAGGAACAUGGUCUGGUUCACUGCCAAGAUGCGAAUAUGCCAUAUCAUGCAGCAGCAAUCCGUGCAAGAACGGUGCAACAUGCAUUAAUAUGUUAGGUGGAUAUUCCUGUUCAUGCGGAUAUAUGUGGACCGGCAAGAACUGUGAAGUGGAUAUACAUCCACCAGUAUUCUCGAAAUGCCCUGAAAACAGAACUACAUUUGUUUCAACUAUGACAAGCAAUCAAACAUGGAUGGAACCAGAUUUUCACGACCCACAUGGGUUCGAAGUAGUGGUGACAAAGAACUACCCCGUCAAUAGUUUCGAGUUUCCAUGGGGAGUUCAUAUAAUUCAAUACUUCGCAGUAAAGCCGUCGAAUGGCUUAUCAGUAGAAUGCACUUUUGAAAUGUCCAUCACACCACAUCCAUGUCCCGACAUUUCUCCUCCAUUACAUGGACUUGUUGUAUGCAACGGUUGGAUGGUUGACUAUGCGCAAGUUUGCAAAGUGUACUGCUUAGAGGGUUAUACUCUACCUCCGGACUUUAACAGAGAUAUAAUUUUCAACUGUGGAGCGACAGGACAAUGGAUUCCAUCAUUUAAGCCACAGGAAUGCAUUGAAGAUGAUGGUGCAUUUGGUUAUAUCGACAAAACCCGAAUAUUUCCAGACUGCGUUAACUCCACGACCGAUAUUGGUAUUCAAUACGUGUCUGACCUGAAAAGGUCAGCGUUGAACUCCCUCUGCACUGACCACUUCGAAUCGUGCAAUGAACGUAAUGUCCGUGUUUUGUGUCAUCAACAGUAACGGUCAAUGUGAAGGCGUCCAAUUGACUGACAUUGUAUCUGAGUCACUUUUCCAUAUUGACCAAGUAUUAUUGAUUUGAAACUUGAUUUUUGCGUGUUUUCGUUUCUUGUUUGGUUUUAUAAAUAUAAUUGUAUGAUUAGCUUUCUUCUGACGAGCUAAAAUAAACUUAUAUCCCUAUAUUACUUCGAUGCUGUGUUGUUUCAAUGCACUUUUAUUGUCUUAAUUAAGACACG
Messenger RNA from Dreissena polymorpha, 1522 nucleotides. RefSeq names its product sushi, von Willebrand factor type A, EGF and pentraxin domain-containing protein 1-like. The record is from RefSeq and is a predicted model, not a curated record. Gene Ontology annotation, molecular function: calcium ion binding; Notch binding. Lineage: Eukaryota; Metazoa; Mollusca; Bivalvia; Myida; Dreissenidae. The coding region runs from base 9 to 1289 and encodes 426 amino acids. The transcript is spliced from 6 exons.